Molecule: messenger RNA, 2706 nt
Organism: Entamoeba invadens IP1
Lineage: Eukaryota; Evosea; Mastigamoebida; Endamoebidae
Exons: 2
Coding region: 1-2706 (901 amino acids)
Biological process (GO): mRNA export from nucleus; mRNA processing
Cellular component (GO): THO complex part of transcription export complex
Molecular function (GO): mRNA binding
Source: RefSeq, a predicted model, not a curated record
AUGGAAGACGAUUUUACAGAGAGCGUUUUGCACAUUCUUCAACAAUUGGAGAACGGAGAAGUCGUUUUUGAAAAUGCGUUUCUUUCUAUAAAUAUGGAGGCUUACAAACACAAUGUGGACAUCAGAGAGAUAUACAAGGCGAUAUUUUUGGGGUACGAAAAGGUUAACACAUAUAAUACAUUUAGCGAAGUGGUCAAGCACUUUUUAUUAUGUCCAAAGUUGUUAGCGGCGAUUGUUACGCCCGACUUUGUUGUUCCAUCGGACAUUAAAAAUGUUAUCGUGUUCUUGAUUUGCAACGACAUAAUUGGCUUUGGGGAUUUGGCAAGGAUUUUGAAUGGGUACGUCACAACACAACCAAAGAUGGUGUUUGAUGUUGUCGUUUCUUUGCUCAAAAAUGGGAAAUUGAACCCCAACACAUUCAAAGAAGUCGUUGAGUAUUCCAUUACAUUGUUGGCGGAGCAAAGUGAAUGUGUUGUAGAUUUACAACAAAGUGUUAUCGACUUUUCUUCUGGAGUCUUGAAGACUUUAAGUGAGAGUGAGAGUCAAUUAAUAUCAUCACUCUUCGACACUCUUCCAAUGUAUGUGUUGUUCGACCAGAAGUUUGCAAGUGAGUUGUGUUCGAGUGAAGUUUCACAAAACCGAUUUGGAGAGUCUCUGUUGUCCCAUUUCUCUGGUGUCAAGCAACAAGAAAUCGACAAAGUGCAAAACUUGUUUUUCAAUUUGACAAUAUCAAAGGACUCUAUAUUUGAAAAUUAUUACAACACAAAGAUAGUCGAGUUGAUCAAAAAUGCCGAUGAAAUAGAAAAUGCACCGAAGAAGGAUGGGGACAAGAUCAAGUCGUUUUAUAAGUUAGCAAAGAGUGUGUUAAACAAAGAAUUGUCGCUGACUCAAUUUUUCAGUAAGUGCAAAAAUUGGUUCUUUGCUGGUGAGAUACUGAUACUCCAUGUGCUGAAAGAACAACCGAAUGCUUUGAUUGUGUUGAACGAAAUGCUCUUCAUCCCCGAUUUAGUGAAGGUGUACAUGAUCUACCGCUUCCGAAAAAUAAUCGGCUCGAACAUGGACAAACUCAACAACUUGGCCAAAAUUGUGUUUGGCACAAACAUCACCUCGAAGCGGUAUUUCUUCGAAGAGUCAAUGAAAGCAGCGCUAUCAUUUAUUGGGACAUCCCAAAGUGUUUUUGUAACUAUUGCGUAUUGGAUCGUUAAAGGACUACUUUUUCAUGAAGGGAAGAACAAACAGAUGUACCAAAACGCAAUGGUGGGCAACGCCAAAGUCGGUAUUGUCAACAAUUUUUCGAAUGAUAUGCAAUGUGUGAGAUACUCCAAAUUAGGUUUUGUCGAUGUUAUGAAGAAACAGAAUUACUUGUUUAACGUCCCGUUCUUACUUGGGGAAAUGAAAGUGAAUUAUAAAAAUGAUAUAAAGAAGUUUGGCGAGUUCUACGAUAUGGUACAAGAGACAAUAAAGAACUACUAUACAGUGUUGAGUUUGUGCAUAUCACCGAAUGAGGUGUUGAGCUAUUUAAAAGGGAAUAGAAAAGAGUUAAUGUACUUGUGCCACAAUCCUGAUGAUUUUGCGUUCUGGGCUGGUGUUCGCUUUGUUAUUAUAUUUGAUCCCACUUAUAGCCAAUAUUACAGUCUCAGUAUUAAAGCUCAUUUGAAAUAUGAAAGAGCUGAAUACAAACCAAGCGAUGAAAUGAUGUACAUCAAACAAGUCAUAGAUGAAAGGAUGAAUGAACAGGGAUAUGGCAAAGUUGGUGUGCUCUUGUGGUUGUUAGACUUGGAGGAUAUGUUAUGUCCAGAUAAUGAGUACUCGUACGUUGAAUCUCAUUGUAAAGUUGACACGGUGAGAGCCGAAAUGCGAGACAUUGCUACCGCCCACCGCCAGAGACUCUUAGUUUUGGAUGCAACAUUAAAAAAGGAGAAAUAUGGAGGAAUGGAACAACAAGUGUAUUACUACCCAUCGAAGUUUCUCUUUAACGCGAUGUUAAAGAGAGUGUUAGUGAGUAAAACAGACGCACAUUAUGUUGCGAUGUUUGUGUUAAAGAUGUGUGAGUUAGACACCGACGCGUUUUCAAUCCUCUUUUUGUGUAACUUGAUCUUCGAGUUUGUGAUUCCCACACUCUUUAUAUCAACAAACAACGAAGCAAAGCACUUGGGAGUCUUCUUUGGUGACAUAACAGAAAAGCUCAUGUUUUGGUGCGACGAGCGAAAGUUCGAAGCGAAUUGUUAUAAGAAAAAAGGGUUCUCCGCGGCACGACCACUUGAAUAUGCGAAUUACAAAACAUCAUUCGAGAAAUGGGUGCGAUUUUUGACACAGGAAUUGUGUGUGUUUUUACGGUGCGAUAACGCCGAUUUACAAACAAAAGCGUCUUGGGUAUUUUGGGAAAUAUCAUACACUUUGCCUAAAGACAACGAACUCUUUAGGGUUUGUAAACAGAAAGACAAGGAAAGAAAAGAAAAAGAUGCAGAGACGUCGAAAAGACUCCAAUCGCCGCAAAUAAAAAGUAAUGAAAAGGAAGAAAAGAAUGUGGAGGAGACUAUGAAAGAGAAGAGAAAGGAAGACAGGCCAAAAUCUAUUCGAGCUAAUAAGGAAGAGGCAAUGGAGGAUAGGAUGAAAAGUGAGAAAAAGAAAGAAACUAAACCUGAAAAUGGGGACGGCUUAAUUCUUAAACAACGAAAAAGAAGAUAUAACAGAGAGAAAGACUGA